CAUGCAAACAUUACGUGCGCGCUCAGUAGAACACACUGCAAUCUGAGCGCACAUGCCUUCAGAGUGUGUUUUGAACACAUUCGAUGUAAACUUGCCUGUAGCUGAGACAUUAUGCACAAGAGGAACAGCGCUGUCACGUACUUCACGGCCGAAUUCCCGCCCACUUCGCGCGGGUUCUCUCUCUCUGUGUGUGUGUGAUAGGCGUGAUCGUGGCAUGAAAUCUAGGAGUUUGUGUCCACACACACACAGAGAGAGACUUGCUCAGUGGAAUUUGGCUUUUUGGAAGGAAACGGCAGAGAAUCGGUGGUUGUGUGUUCCCAUGAGCACCUGUGGAGUAUUUUACUUUCCCUUUCCUGUAAAUCAAAGCUCAUCCUAUUAGUCAGCUUGUAGCCGGAGAUCAAGGUUGUGUGUGUCAGCGGGUGAGAGCGGCGCGGGUGAGCAACUCAAAGCAGCAUGUGUUGCCAUGGACUGCGUGUCUCGUGAGCUGUCGCUGUGAGGUGCGAGACCCGUCGUGGAGAGGAGAGCUGGCGCUAAGCAGUCGAGACUAAAGAAAAGCACACCUGCCGAGAAAAUGGGUGAGGAGGGACCGCCCAGCCUGGAGUAUAUUCAGGCCCGGGACCUGUUCCCCCAGAAAGAGCUGGUCAAAGAAGACGACGCUCUACAGGUCCCGUUCCCUGUCCUGCAGGGCGAGUGUGUGGAGUUUCUGGGCCGAGCGGACGAUGCCAUCAUCGCCAUCUCCAACUACAGACUUCACAUCAAAUUCAAAGACUCCAUCAUCAACGUUCCUCUGAGGCUCAUUGAGGGCGUUGAGAGCAGAGAUAUGUUCCAGCUACACAUCAUCUGCAAAGACUCUAAAGUAGUGAGGUGUCAUUUCUCGACGUUCAAGCAGUGUGAGGAGUGGCUGAAGCGCCUGAACCGCGCGAUCACACACCCGGCCCGUCUGGAGGAGCUGUUCGCGCUGGCCUAUCACGCCUGGUGUUUAGGAGGAAACACGGACGAUGAAGACCAGCACCUGCACCUGUGCAGACCAGGUGAUCAUGUGCGGCACAGGCUGGAGGUGGAGGUGAAGCGGAUGGGCUUCGACAUGCAGAACGCCUGGAGGGUGUCCGACAUCAACAGCAACUACAAGUUGUGUUCGAGUUACCCUCAGAAGCUGCUGGUGCCCGUCUGGAUCACAGAUAAAGAGCUGGAGAGCGUGGGCUCCUUCAGGUCCUGGAAGAGGAUUCCUGUGGUGGUGUACCGGCACCAGCGUAACGGGGCGGUCAUCGCUCGCUGCAGUCAGCCCGAGAUCAGCUGGUGGGGUUGGAGGAACACCGAGGACGAGUAUCUGGUGACGUCCAUAGCGAAGGCCUGUCAGCUGGACGCCGGGCCACAGGUCUGCAGGACCAGAGACGGACCCGACUCGUGCGACAGUGACUUCGACUCGUCUCUGACGGGAUGUCCCGUUCCUGACGCCAGCGCCGCGGCCCAGAAGUUGCUGAUUCUCGAUGCCCGCUCAUACACCGCCGCCGUGGCGAACCGUGCCAAAGGUGGAGGCUGCGAGUGUGAAGAGUACUAUCCCAACUGUGAGGUGAUGUUUAUGGGCAUGGCCAACAUCCACUCCAUCAGAAACAGCUUUCAGUCGCUGCGAGCGGUUUGCAGUCAGAUCCCGGAUCCCGGCAAUUGGCUCUCGGCUCUGGAAAGCACCCGUUGGCUCCAGCAUCUGUCCGUCAUGCUGAAAGCCGCGACUCUGGUGUGCUCCGCGGUGGAGCGCGAGGGACGUCCGGUGCUCGUCCACUGUUCAGACGGAUGGGAUCGCACCCCGCAGAUCGUGGCCCUCGCAAAGAUCCUUCUGGAUCCCUUCUACAGGACCAUAGAGGGUUUCCAGGUGCUGGUGGAGACCGAGUGGUUGGAUUACGGGCACAAGUUCGCAGACCGCUGUGGUCAUCAGGAGAACAGCGAUGACGUGAGCGAACAGUGUCCGGUGUUCCUGCAGUGGCUGGACUGUGUUCAUCAGCUCCUGAAGCAGUUCCCCUGCCUCUUCGAGUUCAACGAGGCCUUUCUGGUGAAGCUGGUUCAGCACACGUACUCCUGUCUGUACGGCACCUUCCUGUGCAAUAACGCAAAAGAGCGAGAGGCUCGAAACGUCUAUAAACGCACAUGCUCCGUCUGGUCUCUCCUUCGCACCGGAAACAAGAACUUCCAGAACUUCCUCUACAUCCCCUGCCAUGAUAUGGUUUUGCAGCCUGUAUGUCACACGCGGGCUCUUCAGUUGUGGACGGCCGUUUAUCUGCCUACAUCAUCACCGUGCACCGCGGCCGAAGACGCCAUGGAGAUCUACCUGAGCCCUUCAGCACAAGGAGAGGAGUUCACCUCGCGCUCGCUCGACAGGCUCCCCAAAACACGGUCGAUGGACAACUUGGUGUCUGCUUGUGAGAACGGCGUGACGCUCACUCGCACCUCAAGUGACCCUAACCUGAACAAACACUGCCAGGAGGGACGGCCAGCGCUGGAGUCCAAUCAGCCGUUGGCGAUCCAAGACACGUCGAUCACUAGAUUGGUCAGCGAUGAGCAGGAGUUGGAGACGUGCGAGGAAUUAUCUUGUGAGCAACAUGAGGACGAUGUAAGGGUGGAGCCUUGUUUGACAACCCAGCCAUUGCCGACUUUGCCCCACCCCUUAGCAUUAGAUCAGGCCCCGCCUCUUCCGGUUUUAAAUCAAGCCCCGCCUCCAGUUCCAAUCAGUCCCCUCCCACCUUUACCACAGGAAGAGGAAGUCAGGACUGCAGAAAUCACUUCCACAACCUCAAAUUCACCUUUUGCACACGUAGAAAACACUAGCGGCUCUUUGGACUCCGAGCUCGAACGCUUUUCUCCAAUGGAGGCAUCCGUGGAGACUCUAACGGAGCAAAGCGCCAUCGCUCCAGCUGGGAUUGAAUCGCACAUCCCUGUCGAAGCAAAAAAGACUGAUGCGUUAAGAAACGGAGAACUUGUUCCUGUGAGAGAACGGCCACCCCCUGCCGACUACGCCAAAGCAGCACGGCGUCUUAUUUCCCAAAGCCAGUUGACUGAUCUUUCCCUACUUGGCUCCCAAUGGGACAGCGUCCAGGGCCUCGUCCAGUCGGCCUGCGGUGACGCCAUUCAACACGGGAGCUAUCAUGGCCGUCGACUGGCAAACAAGCUUCUUCGCGCCCAAGGUGGAAGUGCAAACGGUGGGCCGUGUUGUCGCCGUGACCCUUUGCGCACUCCUGGAAGUCCGAUCCAGUCGGGUUGGUUUUCCGCCGUGAAGAACUCGAGCUACGCUGCACUGUGUUCCUCAGCCGCCUCUUCGUUAGCAAUGGGGCCGUCCUUCCGGCAGCUUCUACCCUCCCAUUUCUCACCCUCCUCAGGCGGAUCUCUGGCUCCAUCUCAGACGCCCGCGUACCUGGACGAUGACGGUUUGCCGGUGGCGGUGGACGCGGUGCAGCAGCGGCUGCGACAGAUCGAAUCUAAUUACAAACAGGAGGUGGAGGUGUUGAGGCGGCAGGUUCGACAGCUCCAGCUCAAACUAGAGAGCAAACAGUUCUGCACGCCGCCCUCCGAACCUGACGUCGACUAUGAGGAUGAUAUC
Pimephales promelas (fathead minnow) is the source of this 3586-nucleotide messenger RNA. The record is from RefSeq and is a predicted model, not a curated record. Lineage: Eukaryota; Metazoa; Chordata; Actinopteri; Cypriniformes; Leuciscidae.